UACCGGAUCCGCUUACCCGGGCCAUAAACCCUAUCUAAAAGGCGCGGUCGAUGAGCUAUUCCAUGCCCUAUUCCUGGGGUUUGACUGUAAGAGUGUGGGGGGAUUGGACCCUGCUGGGCCCCGAUUUGGCGGGGGUUUGCGAGAUAGCUUGAUCGUUGGAGCUGAUUGUGUCGUGGUUUUGAGGGAUUAGGGAUCUGCGCAGGAUGUGCAAGGAGGUGCACUCGUGUUUUUUUCUUCGACCGAGCGGCAUGGCAGCUUGUAUCGUAUCGCGGAAUAUUAGUAGUGUUUCUCUGAUGUCAAGAUGUCAGAGGCGUUCAUUAGUGCUUGUGCAAUGUUGCUUGCUUAGCAUAUUAGCAGUUUCCGCGAAGUUGUAGCUGCGCAUGCAUUCAAGCUAGCUUUGCAGUCUUUGAGUUAGGAGAUAGCUUGGCGAGAUUUUGGUCUGAUUAUGGGUGAAAGGUUGCCGAUUGCUUUCCGGUGUAUGACGAAAGUGGAUGAUCGUAUACGCUAUAGCAUGCUGGAGCCAACAGCAAUGGAAGUGCCAAUUCCUGGCUCGGUGAGCAAUGCAGUGGUGCCUGUGCCUGUGGUUCACAAUCCACGGGCACGCAAAUUGCGGUCUGCAGUUUGGCAGGACUUCACGAAGGAGCGCCGUGCCGAUGGCAACUGCGUUGCUGUCUGUAACCACUGCAAGAAGCAGCUCACAGCAACGAGCCGGUCAGGCACCACGCACCUGCGCAACCACCUCGCAAUCUGCACCACCACCUCCACACGCCGUGCUGGUAAGCGACGAAAACUUGUUGUGCGCCGUAUUCUCCACAGCAAAACGUCCACUGAUGGGCGGUCUGGUGAUGGCCACACCUCUGGCGAGGACCAUGACAACAAGGGCACACACUUUGAUCAAGAACUCAGCCGCCGAGACCUUGUGCGCAUGAUUGUCCAGCAUGGCUACCGGUUUUCAAUAGUGGAUGAUGUGGGCUUCCAAAAGUUUGUCAAGAACCUCCAGCCUCAGUUUAGGAUGGUGUCGUAUGACACAGUGAGGGCUGAUAGCAUGGAAAUAUAUGAAGGUCAGAGGAUUAAGCUACAAGAUGUGCUCUUUAAGACCCCCUGCCGGGUUAGCAUCUCAGUUGAUAUGUGGCGGUCGAAUACACAGAUGGACUACUUGUGCUUGACCUGCCACUACAUUGACCAUGCCAAUGAUGAGUGGAAAGUUAAGAAAAAAAUUCUCAACUUUGUCAAUAUGGAGGCACCUUUUACAGCUGAUCAGAUUGCUAAUCUCAUUCUAGAGAAGUUGCACAGUUGGGGUAUUGACAGAAAGCUAGCUGCUGUUAUACUAGACAACUGCACUGGCGGUGAAAUUAUUGCCAGAGAGCUUCUGAAAGUUCUGCAGCCUAGGAGACUUCUAUUAAAUGGGGAUCUGUUCCAUGUUCGCUCUUGUGCAUAUAUUCUAAAUCUCACAAUCCAAGAAAGCUGGGAACAGGCAUCCGAUAUAUCCGGUAGGGUCCGCAAGAUGAUUAACUAUGUGAAGUUUGAAAGGUUCCAAAAGUUUCGGGAUAUUGCAAAGGCGCUUCAUAUGGAUCAAAAGCUGUUAGUUGUUGAUUCUCCUGAUAACUGGUCUACCUCUUAUUUAAUGUUUGAGUCUGCAUGCUACUAUCAUGAUGUGCUUGUGCGCUUGGCAGAACAGGAAGGACACUAUGAUGCUUUUCUGGCUGCUAAUGAUUGGGCUGAUGUGAAAGCCCUCACUGAAAUACUAGAUGUAGUCUAUCAUGCUAUGGAGAAGUUUCCAGUGGAAAACCCAACUGCAAAUCUCUAUUUUAAUGAGAUGUGUGAGAUUCAUGUUCUUUUGAGAACCUGGCGCAAUAGUCCGUCUCCUGUUGUUGCCAAAGUGGCUAGCCAGAUGCUCUCUAAAUUUGAGGGCUUCUGGGAUCUUACUAGGCCUGUAAUGGCAUUUGCAUCUAUUCUUGAUCCUCGUUACAAGAUGAAGUCCCUUGAAUACUUUUUUAGGCUCAUUUAUGCUGAUGAGCAAUUUACAGCGAAGACAAUGAUAGAUGUCAUUCAGAAUACCUUUCACAAUCUGUAUAAUGAUUACAAACAUCAAUCAUCAGAUUCAUGGAAGAAUCCAUCUGUUAUCUGUUACUCUAGGAACAGUGGCUCUUGCAUGGGCUCUGGGUACAGCAAUGGGGAUGAUUCUAAGACCUUCUCUCGUAUCACAUUAUCUGAUGCUCGACGGGGACUCGAUCAGUAUAUACAGGAGACAUCAUCAGGCCAAUCCUUGAAGUCUGACUUAGAGAUGUAUCUCGAGGAAGCAGUCUAUCGUCAAAAAGAAGGAAAUCAGGAUAAUUUUGACAUCCUGGGAUGGUGGAAGUCCUUUGCAGCCAAGUAUCCUGUACUUUCUCAAAUGGCUCGUGAUAUUUUAGCUAUCCCUGUAUCUAUCAUCCCUUUGGACAGUGAAGCCCGUACACUAAAUGAGUAUCUCAGUACUAUGGACCCUUUAACAGUUCAGGGAUUGGUGUGUGCACAAGAUUGGUUACGAGAAGACACAGAAGUUGCCGGUUCAGGUGAUCAUGCAGAUGACAAUGCACCACGUGGUGACGAACUUAUUGUGGUGCCAAACUAAAUAGGUGAAUACACUGGAACCACUGCACUGCUUCCAGUUUAUUUCCCAUAUCCUUUUUAUCAUAGCCCUUGUUGAAGAUGUGCAUGCACGAGAUGUUCCGGCGAGAAAAAGUUGACAAAAGCUUGUCAUUGUAUACUUUCUUGCCGUUUGUUUGUCUAUGUGAGAAAACCAUAAAAGGCACUAAAGCACAAACCUAUGUGGUGCAGUUAAGGUGUUAAAUAAUAUAGUAGUUCUACAAUCUACAGUGUCUGUUUUUGAAUGAUAUUUAGUUGUGUCCUCAACAGAUGAGAGUACCAACAACCUGAAUAGCAUGCAUUGGCAUUUCGAGUCACUUGAUAAGUUUUACCAGGAAAAUUAUGUAUAAAUAAUUUUCUAUGAUUAUAACAACAGUUGCCAUGGUAGAACUACUUAUGAAUGCCUAUUAUAAA
Messenger RNA from Phragmites australis (common reed), 3039 nucleotides. RefSeq names its product zinc finger BED domain-containing protein RICESLEEPER 1-like. Gene Ontology annotation, molecular function: DNA binding; protein dimerization activity. The transcript is spliced from 3 exons. Bases 446 to 2611 code for a protein of 721 amino acids. Lineage: Eukaryota; Viridiplantae; Streptophyta; Magnoliopsida; Poales; Poaceae. The record is from RefSeq and is a predicted model, not a curated record.